Molecule: messenger RNA, 997 nt
Organism: Patiria miniata (bat star)
Lineage: Eukaryota; Metazoa; Echinodermata; Asteroidea; Valvatida; Asterinidae
Product: peroxisome proliferator-activated receptor gamma-like
Exons: 3
Coding region: 76-495 (139 amino acids)
Biological process (GO): negative regulation of transcription by RNA polymerase II; hormone-mediated signaling pathway; cell differentiation
Molecular function (GO): RNA polymerase II cis-regulatory region sequence-specific DNA binding; nuclear receptor activity
Source: RefSeq, a predicted model, not a curated record
AUCACGCUGAUCAAGACGGGUCUGUUUGAGGUGGCAACGAUACGUUUCUCGACAGUGGCCGACACGAAGACCAACAUGGUGUACUGGUGGACCACGGGGGACAAGUUCUCCCUGGAGGAUGCUCAUAAGAUGCCCCUGGGCAACCUGUUUGACUUGCUCUUUGAUUUUGCUCGGAGGGUCAACCGAAUGCUGCUGGAUGAUAGCGAAUACGCUCUUCUCUCUGCCGUGGUCAUCAUGUCACCAGAUCGGCCGGGACUGAAGAAUCGCGAACGUGUCAAGCAGCUGCAGUUAGAGCUCCUGCACGCCCUUCAUUACGAGGUGUCCCAGAACCACCCAGAGGAGCACGGACUCUUCGCCCGCCUGCUGACCACCAUCCCUAAGCUGCGAGAGAUCGGCCCCGAACACAUCCGCAGACUCAUGGAGCUCAAGAUCAAGUCACCUGGGUUCCAGUUCCCGGCGCUACACGCGGAAGUCUUUGACCUCAACAGCUCGUAGUACAUUGUCGCAAGCACGGCAAGUUUGGUUGGUACUGCUCCAACUGUGAGUUGAUUGUAUGAGCAAUAUAACUGUGAAAUCAGCACUGGAAAAACAAGUUCAAGAGUUUUUGUGUUCAGUCAAUACCCUUAUUCUUGACCUUAUUUUCCGAUUUAUGGUCAGUCAUAUAACACAGCUGUUUACAAAUCACAUAUAAGUAGAUAUUUAGGUCUCCCUAAAGAUAGGCAGUUUACACCUUUUGUUCAUUGUUAGAGUGGUACUUAUAUUCUAUCUGCAUCUGCCUGACCAACAAGGCUGCAUUUCAGUUACCAAUAAGCAAGAUUUUGUAAAAGUCUUCUGACCAAAAUUGUUUGAAAUUUUAAAAACUGCGGACCUCACAUGGGGAAACAAACCAACCGUCAUACAUGUAUGUAUGACAAGUUUGCGUUCUGAUUCCCUUUAAACUACAAGAAAAGUUGCCCGGCUUUUAAAACUCGGAGGAGCAUGGUAAUUUUUUUAAUUA